UUUGCACUUAUCAAACUAACUCGCAUGCUUCAAUAAUCAUACAGUGACGCUUCAUUUAUCAUUAAGAACCCUCAUGUAACUAGCAUCUAAACCAACACGUUUGCCUGGGACAUUAUAAAAGAGAGGAGAAGAAAGAGAGAGAGGUUUUUUUCUGGAGUUUUGUGGGGGAAAAUUCGAAGAAACAGACAAAUGAGGGGGAAAAGGAAAGGAGGCGAAGGAUUUUAGGAAUUGGAGGGAGUGAACCCUAGCAGCACUCAUGGCAGGAUUUGGAGGAGUUCAUCUUCUGGUCGCAUCUUCAUUCUUCUCCUGAGCCAUCGCCAUUGUUUCCAGUUCAUGACCACCGUGGGAACCUCUCCACCACCGUUCUUAUUCGUCACCAUAUCCAUUUAAGUCAUCUUAGCGGUGCUUGCUCUGUAAUUGUCAACCGCACGUCGAGGAGAAAGAGUUCUAAGAAUAGUAGAAACAAGGUUGAAGAGAAAAGAGCAUUGAAAUUUUGGAAACAGAGGAAGAAUAAUCACGGAAUAGUAAAGAAAAAAUUGUGCGAAUAGAUUAAAGAUGGUACCAAUUGGUCAUGCUUCUGAUGACAAGCAAAAAAAACGAGACUCUGGAGAAAUUCUUUCGGAGGAAGAGAAAAGUGUGGUAACUCUAAGAGAGCUCUUUGAAGAAUGCAUUAGUGACACUGACAAAUCUCAUCAACCACCUGAAUUGGCUGGUGGUAAUCCAAGUCCAACGACUGAGUUUCAUCGGAGGAGGAAGAAGUUACUUAAACCGUGCAAAAUAAGAUCAAUUGAGCACCUACCAUCUUUUUCUCCAAGUUGUUUGUCAAAAAGAACAAAGCCUAAAAGCAAAAGCAUUGGCAAAAACAUUAUUCAAUGCAAUCCACACAGUUCUAGAACUUUGGUGAAUUUCAGUCUUUCUGAUCUGAGACAUGCAACCAACAAUUUUAGCAAUGAGAAUAUAAUUGGAAGAGGUGGUUAUGCUUAUGUUUAUAAGGGUAGCCUGCAAGAUGGGCAACUAAUAGCAGUUAAGCAACUGAGAAGAGGGACUGCUGAAGACAGAAUAUCAGUUCUUCUAUCUGAGUUAGGAAUUCUUGCUCAUGUUGACCACCCCAAUAAUGCAAUGCUUAUUGGAUUUGGAGUAGAAGGGGGAAUGUACCUUGUGUUCCAAUUAUCUCCUUUGGGAAAUUUAGGAUCUCUUCUUCAUGGUCCUAAUAAAAAUACCUUAGAUUGGGGCAAAAGGUAUAAAAUUAUUUUGGGGAUAGCAGAUGGCCUUCUCUAUCUUCAUGAGAUUUGUCAAAGGCGAAUCAUUCAUAGAGAUCUUAAAUCAGAAAAUAUUUUGCUCACGGAGAAUUUUGAGCCACAGAUUUGUGAUUUUGGGCUCUCAAAAUGGCUACCAGAACCAUGUACUCAUCAUAUUGUACCAAAAUUUGAAGGCACAGUGGGGUAUUUUGCUCCUGAGUAUGUGAUGCAUGGCAUAGUAAACGAAAAAACUGAUAUUUAUUCCUUUGGAGUCUUACUUCUGGAGAUUAUAACUGGGCGUCAUGCUUUGGAUCAUUUAAACGACAGUAUUGUGUUAUGGGCAAAGCCUUUAUUGGUAGCUAACAAUAUUAAGGACCUUGUUGAUCCUUCUCUGGGUGAUGAUUAUGACUGGGAACAAAUGGAACGUGUAGUUUUGACUGCAUCUCUGUGUGUUGAGCAAUUUCCUAUCUUACGCCCCAGCAUGAGUCAGAUUGCAAUACUGCUAAGAGGUGAUGACUAUGUCAUGGAACAUACUGAGAGGAGUAACAAGAUGCACAAGAAUACAACUCAAGGAGCUAUCUAAGUGUUCUCAAUUGGCUUAAUCAGGUUGCCUUGGAUUCUUGAGAACUAAGAACAUCAUAUUAAAAACUUUAUUGUGUUAUUGUAUCAAAUUUGGAUUUUCUGCUGAGCCUUCAAAAUACACUUACACUGAUGUAUUGAUUUUGAUAUUUUAAAAUAUAUUAAAAACUUUUUUAAUAUAUAACAUCAGUGUAUUUUGAAAGCUCAGCAAAUGAAUAAUCCUAAAAUCUGUUAAAGUAUUUUGGAUAACAACGGUUAAAGUUCCCUCCCUUUACAUAUAUUG
Messenger RNA from Vigna unguiculata (cowpea), 2100 nucleotides. Its product is annotated as receptor-like cytosolic serine/threonine-protein kinase RBK2. Gene Ontology annotation, molecular function: ATP binding; protein kinase activity. Lineage: Eukaryota; Viridiplantae; Streptophyta; Magnoliopsida; Fabales; Fabaceae. The record is from RefSeq and is a predicted model, not a curated record. Gene Ontology annotation, biological process: protein phosphorylation.